Messenger RNA from Nomascus leucogenys (northern white-cheeked gibbon), 5383 nucleotides. The record is from RefSeq and is a predicted model, not a curated record. Lineage: Eukaryota; Metazoa; Chordata; Mammalia; Primates; Hylobatidae.
UGACCUGUCGUGUCUGUACUCCUUCCGUUCACAUGAAUUCUCAUCCAUCAUUUCUCUUUCUCUUUAGCCAUAACCAGCAGACCACAGCAUUCAGGCAUCCUGUGACAGGGCAGUUUUCUCCGGAAAAUAGUGAAUUCAUUCUUCAAGAAGAGCCGAAUCCACAUAUGUCGAAGCAAGACAGAAACCAAAGACCGUCCAGCAUGGUCAGUGAAACAUCCACAGCUGGGACCGCCUCCACCCUGGAGGCCAAGCCUGGACCCAGGAUCAUAAAGUCCAGCAAUAAAGUCCACAGCUUUGGGAAGAGAGACCAGGCCAUUCGGAGGAACCCCAAUGUUCCUGUGGUGGUGAGGGGCUGGCUGCACAAGCAGGACAGUUCUGGGAUGAGGCUGUGGAAAAGGAGGUGGUUUGUGCUUGCUGAUUACUGCUUAUUUUACUAUAAAGACAGCCGAGAAGAAGCGGUCCUCGGGAGCAUCCCCUUGCCCAGCUACGUGAUCUCUCCUGUGGCCCCUGAGGAUCGCAUAAGCCGCAAAUACUCCUUUAAGGCUGUGCACACAGGGAUGCGAGCACUCAUCUAUAACAGCUCCACGGCAGGCUCUCAGGGCGAGCAGUCAGGCAUGAGGACCUACUACUUCAGUGCCGACACCCAGGAGGACAUGAACGCUUGGGUCAGGGCCAUGAACCAGGCUGCACAGGUGCUGUCUCGAUCGUCACUGAAGAGGGACAUGGAGAAGGUGGAGCGGCAGGCUAUCCCCCAGGCCAACCACACAGAGUCCUGUCACGAAUGUGGCCGGGUGGGACCCGGACAUACGAGAGAUUGUCCUCAUCAUGGCCAUGAUGACAUUGUCAACUUCGAGAGGCAGGAGCAGGAGGGAGAGCAGUACCGUUCCCAGAGGGACCCGCUGGAGGGCAAGCGGGACCGGAGCAAGGCCAGGUCUCCGUACUCGCCAGCCGAAGAGGAUGUCUUGUUUAUGGAUUUACCCAGUGGCCCAAGAGGCCAGCAGGCACAACCCCAACGGGCAGAGAAGAAUGGAAUGCUGCCUGCCUCAUAUGGCCCAGGAGAACAGAACGGGACUGGCGGGUACCAGCGGGCCUUUCCUCCCAGGACCAACCCUGAAAAACACAGCCAAAGGAAGAGCAAUCUGGCCCAGGUGGAGCACUGGGCAAGGGCCCAGAAGGGAGACAGCAGGAGUCUUCCCUUGGACCAGACGCUUCCUCGCCAGGGUCCUGGCCAAUCCCUGUCCUUCCCAGAAAACUACCAGACUCUUCCCAAGAGCACCCGACACCCCUCGGGGGGCUCCUCGCCACCUCCCCGAAACCUGCCAAGUGACUACAAGUAUGCGCAGGACCGAGCCAGCCACCUGAAGAUGUCGAGUGAAGAGCGCCGGGCGCACCGGGAUGGCACCGUGUGGCAGCUCUACGAGUGGCAGCAGCGCCAGCAGUUCCGGCACGGCAGCCCCACGGCGCCUAUCUGCCUUGGCUCCCCAGAGUUCACCGACCAGGGCCGGAGCAGGAGCAUGCUAGAGGUGCCCCGCUCCAUCUCUGUGCCUCCAUCUCCCUCAGACAUCCCUCCCCCAGGACCCCCAAGGGUCUUCCCACCCCGGCGCCCACACACACCAGCAGAGCGAGUCACAGUGAAGCCACCGGACCAGAGGAGGAGUGUGGACAUCUCGCUGGGGGAUUCUCCAAGGAAGGCACGGGGCCACGCUGUCAAGAACUCAUCUCAUGUGGACCGACGCUCCAUGCCCUCCAUGGGUUACAUGACCCACACCGUCAGCGCUCCCAGUUUACAUGGAAAAUCGGCUGAUGAUACCUACCUCCAGCUGAAGAAAGACCUGGAAUACCUGGAUCUAAAGAUGACAGGCCGGGACCUUCUCAAGGAUCGAAGUCUGAAGCCUGUGAAGAUCGCUGAGAGCGACACUGACGUCAAACUGAGCAUCUUCUGUGAACAAGACAGAGUCCUCCAGGACUUGGAAGACAAGAUACGAGCCCUUAAAGAGAACAAAGACCAGCUAGAAUCCGUGCUGGAGGUGUUGCACAGACAGAUGGAGCAGUACCGAGACCAGCCCCAGCACUUGGAGAAGAUUGCCUACCAGCAGAAGUUGCUGCAGGAGGACCUCGUCCAUAUCCGAGCUGAGCUCUCCAGAGAGUCCACUGAGAUGGAAAAUGCUUGGAACGAAUACCUGAAGUUGGAGAAUGAUGUGGAACAGCUGAAGCAGACCCUGCAAGAGCAACACAGAAGAGCCUUUUUUUUCCAGGAGAAAUCGCAGAUACAGAAAGAUCUAUGGAGAAUUGAAGAUGUCACUGCAGGCCUGAGUGCAAAUAAAGAGAACUUCAGAAUUCUAGUGGAGUCAGUCAAAAAUCCGGAGAGAAAAACGGUGCCUUUGUUUCCUCACCCGCCUGUGCCUUCACUCUCAACUUCUGAGAGCAAGCCGCCCCCACAGCCCAGUCCUCCCACCAGCCCUGUGCGGACCCCUCUGGAGGUUCGACUCUUCCCCCAGCUGCAAACCUACGUGCCGUACCGACCUCACCCACCCCAGCUGAGAAAAGUGACAUCCCCCCUUCAGUCACCGACUAAGGCAAAGCCCAAAGUUCAGGAAGAUGAAGCACCUCCCAGGCCCCCACUCCCCGAACUCUACAGCCCAGAGGACCAGCCCCCAGCUGUGCCGCCUCUGCCAAGAGAGGCCACCAUCAUCCGGCACACAUCUGUGCGGGGCCUCAAGCGGCAGUCAGACGAGAGGAAGCGAGACCGGGAGCUGGGGCAGUGUGUCAACGGGGAUUCCAGAGUGGAGCUGCGGUCGUAUGUCAGUGAGCCUGAGCUGGCGACCCUCAGCGGGGACAUAGCCCAGCCCUCCCUGGGACUUGUGGGCCCUGAGAGCAGGUACCAGACGCUGCCAGGCAGAGGACUCUCAGGGUCCACGUCAAGGCUCCAGCAGUCGUCCACCAUUGCUCCCUACGUCACACUCCGGAGGGGUCUCAAUGCCGAAAGCAGCAAGGUGACCUUCCCUAGACCCAAGAGUGCCUUGGAGCGCCUGUACUCAGGGGAUCACCAGCGGGGCAAGAUGAGUGCGGAGGAGCAGCUGGAGCGCAUGAAGCGACACCAGAAGGCCCUGGUCCGAGAGCGCAAGAGGACACUGGGCCAAGGGGAGAGGACGGGCCUGCCCUCAUCUCGCUACCUCAGCCGGCUGCUCCCUGGAGAUCUUGGCUCAUGGAAGCGUGAGCAGGACUUUGACCUGCAGUUGCUGGAACGGGUCGUGCAAGGGGAAAAAAAGGACAAGGAGGAGAAUGGCUGGUUGAAAGUGCAGGCCAUGCCUGUCACUGAGUUGGACCUGGAGCCUCAAGACUAUGACUUGGACAUCAGCAGAGAGCUGUCCAAACCAGAGAAGGUGUCAAUCCCUGAGCGCUACGUGGAGCUAGAUCCCGAAGAGCCGCCCAGCCUUGAGGAGCUGCAGGCGCGGUACCGCAAAGCCGAGAAGAUCCGCAACAUCCUCACCCGGUCAAGCAUGUGCAACCUACAGCCGACCUCAGGCCAGGACCGGAACAGUGUGGCUGACCUGGACUUGCAGCUGCAGGAGCAGGAGCGCAUCAUCAACAUCUCCUAUGCCCUGGCCUCCGAGGCCUCCCAGCGUAGCAAGCAGGUAGCAGCCCAGGCAGUGACUGACCCGUGACCCAGCAUGCAAAGGAGAAGCCUGGAGCCAGGGGCCCAGUGGAACCAGCUUCCUCCAAGGAGAUGACCUUUCUGCCCCCAAGGAAACCCCUUCCAGCUGAGCAGGGAAUCCGGCUGGAGAAAGGAGCAGCUUACCGACUGCGGGUGUUCACCACAGGCCAGGCCCUAAUACGCAUCCACCAGUUUAGCUCAGAGUCCUCUCUACAUAUGAAUGGCAAAGGCACUUUUGAUACACACUGUAAAAUACACUGUAUUUUAGAAUUGGGAUCUAUUUUCUAAUGUUCACCUCAAGGGCUGAGUGGCAGGAAGGUUGAGGAUACAGGACCUUGCAGCUGCACGUACAGAUUCAGGUACUUUUGGGUAACAGGUGUUGGGGGGGGCGGGAAGGGCGGGGCAAGCCGAGGCUAGUCCACCUUCCAAUGACCUCAGGAGAAAGUGAGAUUUGAAGAGGUGUUCCCAGUAGACUCCAGCAAGAGGCUGGUUGGCAUGCUGUCUGGGAGAAGAGGGGCCCUUGGCUGCAGAGAUCAGCUGUCCCUGACCUGAUGAUGACCAGCUCUGUGUGAAACUCCACCAGGAUCGCACGUGGAGCCCAAGUCUGUGCCUUGCCCCUUGGGUUUGGCUUAGGGGCAGCAGUGUGUUCAAGAGGACUGGGGCCCACAACCUGCCCCCAGGCUUCCCUCAGCAAAGGGCUCUUGUCAGAAAGAAAAAAGCAGUUGGCUUUCUUUUUUUUUUUUUUUUUUUUUUUUUGAGACGGAGUUUCACUCUUGUUGCCCAGGCUGGAGUGCAAUGGCGUGAUCUCAGUUCACUGCAACCUCUGCCUCCUGGGUCCAAGUGAUUCUCCUGCCUCAGCCUCCCAAGUAGCUGGGAUUACAGGCAUGCGCCACCACGCCUGGCUAAUUUUGUAUUUUUAGUAGAGAUGGGGUUUCUCCACGUUGAUCUGGCUGGUCUCGAACUCCUGACCUCAGGUGAUCCAUCCGCCUCGGCAUCCCAAAGUGUUGGGAUUACAGGCGUGAGCCACCAUGCCCAGCCUGCUUUCAUUUUUAACAGUACACAUUGAAGUACAGAAAAGUUGGGAGGAAGCAGCUUUCAUUGUAUCAUAGCAAUAAACUCCACACUGGGUGACAUCUACCUAGAAAUCCCUUCCCUCCAACCAGGCCAUGAUGGGAACCUUUGCUGCCUGCCCUUGGAGAACCCCGGAUUGGCUUCCCUGGGACUCAGGUCUGGUGGCAGGAGGGCAGCAGCGUGCCCCCACCAUCCCUCAUGGCCUGCCGCCAGCAGGGCCAUAAUGGCAGGACUUUGAUUUGAUUUCCAGCCCCACAUGAGGAGGGGGGCUACCAAGCCAGGUGCAGUGUUUGUGGCCCUUUAUUUAAGUUGUGUUCUUAUGUUAUUCUGCAUAUAAACAAUGACGUUUAAGUGGAAAAAACAACAACAACAAAAACCUCCAUUGGGUGGAGCCACACUUUAAAUGAAAAUUUCUCUUUGACUAUGCUCAGAAAAAAAAUAGAAUUUUGAAUAUAUUUAGCAGUUGUCGUCUAUUUUUAACUAACUCCAUAUGCUGCCAGUAUCGACUUCAUGACAUUUGCCAAAAUAAAAUUUUAUUUUUGCCUUUAUAAGAUUUUCUUGGAAAAAAUGAAAUGAAUAUUUUGCAAGAAAAAGUUAAUUUAAAAAUGUAAUGGUUUGCAAAAAAAAUGUGAUGUACAGAUUAAAAUACUAACCUGA